AUGUUCUCCCGUUUCGUUUCACUCGAAACAUCCAUUCGGACUACAUUAGCACUCAUUGACAAACCCAUUGAAGUGCUAUCACCAGAAGAAUGGGUUAUAGCAGCAGAAAUUACUACUGCCUUACAACCCAUGAAAGAGGUAACGGACCACAUAAGUGGCGAAAACUAUGUGACAGGGUCCUCUAUUAUAAUUUUAAUCCAAGGAAUUUUGGAUUUAUAUAACAAUAUGAUUGAGGAAAAUCCCAAUUUUUCUUCAUCAGUUAAAUUGUUAAUUAAUAAAUUAAAGGAGGGACUUGAGGGUCGCCUGGGAAAUUUGCAGGGAAGCAAAACCCUUGUCACAGCUACGUUCCUCGAUCCUAGAUUCAAAAAUAUAGCUUUCCCAUCAGAAAAAAUAGCCGAAACAGCAAAAAAAAACAUCAUAAAUUUGGUGGCCAGCCAAAUUAAUCAAGAUUUAGGAGAAGAUCCUUCAGGUGAUACAGUUGAAAUGAGUAGUGAUACUCCUUCGACAAGUUCCACUCUUGUAAAGAAGCUCGCUGCAUUUAAUACAUACAGACGAAUUGCAGCUAAUUAUAAGCCAGCUGGGACCCCGAUGUCAAGGGCCAUCACAGAAGUACAACGUUACCUGGAGGAACCGCUACCAUCUGAAAAUAGCGACCCGCUGAAAUGGUGGCGGGAACAUUCCUACAAUUUUCCAUUUCUCUCAAAAAUUGUUAAACAAAAAUUUUGUACAGUGGUAACAUCAGUGCCAUGUGAAAGGGUUUUUUCUAAAGCCGGCAAUAUUUUAAACGAAAGGAGGACUCGGCUGUCCUCAGAAAAAGUAAAAAAGCUUGUUUUUUUGAAAUAUAAUUCAUAA
Nezara viridula (southern green stink bug) is the source of this 852-nucleotide messenger RNA. Lineage: Eukaryota; Metazoa; Arthropoda; Insecta; Hemiptera; Pentatomidae. The record is from the annotation of a GenBank genome assembly.